CGAGUGAUACGAAAAUUGAAUAAAACAAUAGAAGAUGUCGUUGGAUACGCACAAAAAGAAUUAAAUUUAAUUAAGGCGAGUAAAAAUACCAACCAACGAAAGAGUGAUAAGAAUCAGUUGAUAAACAACAAUGACGAAUGUCGUGAAACCCGUAAUUGUCGAUAACAAGAAGUAAAAAUGGCUUGAUUAGUAAUAGCUCUGUACCAUGGAAAUAGACCGAAUUAAGAUGGAUGAUCAUACGAGCGAUGAGUCUGAUAGCGAAAAUCUCGAGCGGCCGGAAUUACAAGGCGUUUUACACAAGUGGACUAAUUACAUUCAUGGCUGGCAAGACAGAUACAUUGUCCUUAAAAAUGGGACGUUAUCCUAUUACAAAAGUGAGCAGGAAUGUGGUUACGGCUGCAGAGGAGCCUUGUCUCUCGCCAAAGCAACGAUCAAACCUCACGAGUUUGACGAAUGUCGUUUUGACGUGUCUGUCAACGAUUGCGUUUGGUAUUUGAGGGCGGACAGUGUCGAGAAUAGACAACAAUGGAUUGACGCCUUAGAAUUAUACAAAGCGGAAUCGGGUUACGGGACUGGUUCAGAAAAUAGCUUAAAACGACACGGCUCGACAGUCAGCUUGCAGUCAAACAAUUACAGCACAGCAUCGGGCAGUAGCUUUAAACGUUCCAGUCGUAAUCUACGCGAGAAGCUCGCCGAAAUGGAAACGUUCAAAGAUAUUUUGUGUAAUCAAAUGGACACGUUGCAGCGUUACUUUGAUGCGUGUGUCGAGCCCACCAGCAAUGGAAUAAAUUCCGAUAUAAAAACGAACGAAAUCAUCAAAGGGAGUAUUCCUGCGGUCGAUUUUCGUGGGGAGGCGAUCACUUUUAAGGCGACAACGGCGGGCGUUUUGGACACCCUGGCGCACUGCAUAGAUCUCGUCGUGCAGCGCGAGGAGAUGUGGAGGAAACGAAUGGAGCGCGAGGGCGAGCGGCGGAGGCGAUCGGAGUGCUUGGCCAAAACCUACUUCGAGCAACUGCAGAAGAUACGUAACGUACAUCCUGGACCGGACUUGGAGGAAGGACCCCACAGUAUAAUCGCAGAUGAUGAAUUUUACGAUGCCGUCGAAUCAGGGCUUGAUAAAAUCGAGGAAGAACAAGAACUGAGAGAGAGGAUAAAGAGUGGUACGGCAGUGCCGGUAACACCGCCACCUACCUGUCCGUCAGCAAGUCAUCGUUUAUGGCCCGAGAUUGAACAGGUGGUACACCAACAAGUGGCUUGGGCACGGUUAGGUUUGGGAGACUCCGGGACGGGUUGGCAGUUGUUUGCCGAAGACGGUGAGAUGAGGAUGUACCGGCGCGAGGAGGAGGUCGACGGAAUGGUCGUGGAUCCACUAAAGGCAGUGCAUAUUGUGAAGGGUAUCACCGGACACGAAGUUUGUCAUUACUUCUUUAGUCCACAGUAUCGUUACGACUGGGAAACGACUUUAGAACAAAUGACAGUUUUGGAAACAAUAGCCGACGAUUCUUGUCUAUUUUUACAAACUCACAAACGAAUUUGGCCAGCAAGUCAAAGGGACGUCAUCUUUUGGUCACAUAUUCGGCACUUACCAAAUGAUCAAGAUCGCGAUGGGCCCGAUAUUUGGACAGUCGUUAACCAUUCGACAGAACAUAAGGAUUAUCCUGCAAACUCUGGAAAAUGUGUGAGAAUAUUCCUUACCGUCUGUAUGUUGUGUCAAACUCGAGUAAUCCCGCCGAAGGAAGGUACACCGAUAACGAGGGACAAUAUUUCGUGUAAAAUUACAUACUGCUCUGUCGUGAAUCCCGGCGGCUGGGCGCCUGCGUCCGUCUUAAGAGCCCUUUACAAGAGAGAAUAUCCGAAAUUUCUAAAACGAUUUACAUCAUAUGUAACAAAUCAAACGAAAGAUAAACCAAUUAUGUUUUAGUACUUUUUUUACUUUUAGCUUUAUUUUGAAAUCAUCGUAGGAACUUGGCAAUUUUAAGCACAACUGUUUUUAUUAUUAUUUUAAUUGUUAAGUUUGGUAAUGUUAUAUACAUAUUAUAUCUAAGCGCAAGAA
Photinus pyralis (common eastern firefly) is the source of this 2053-nucleotide messenger RNA. It is a transcript of the gene cert, whose product is annotated as ceramide transfer protein. Bases 206 to 1921 code for a protein of 571 amino acids. The transcript is spliced from 9 exons. Lineage: Eukaryota; Metazoa; Arthropoda; Insecta; Coleoptera; Lampyridae. Gene Ontology annotation, biological process: ER to Golgi ceramide transport. Gene Ontology annotation, cellular component: Golgi apparatus. Gene Ontology annotation, molecular function: phosphatidylinositol-4-phosphate binding. The record is from RefSeq and is a predicted model, not a curated record.